Brassica napus (rape) is the source of this 4158-nucleotide messenger RNA. Its product is annotated as protein terminal ear1 homolog. Gene Ontology annotation, molecular function: RNA binding. The transcript has 5 exons. The record is from RefSeq and is a predicted model, not a curated record. NCBI's taxonomy places the organism in Eukaryota, Viridiplantae, Streptophyta, Magnoliopsida, Brassicales, Brassicaceae. The coding region runs from base 2251 to 4071 and encodes 606 amino acids.
AGCUUAGCUACCAUCAGUUUGUUUGAUGAAUGUGUGUGUUUGUAGAGUUGUCAUUUAGGACUUAAUUUGCUAAAAUUAUGUAGCAACGGUUACGACUCUUAUUAUAACUAUUGCCGUUCUCAUAUGUUCUAGAGAUUAUAUAUUACACACAGAAGUUGUAAAUCUAUCUAUCUAUAUAAAGUUUUUUUUUUCUUCUUAUAACAUGUGAAACGAGGAUUUGUUGACAUGUAUCUUCAUAUUUUAUUUUGUAUUUUAAAUCUUUUUUUUUUAGGUUAUUGCAAUUUGUUCUAUCAAUUUCUUAUUAUGUACUAUCUAAUUCUUCUCAUACUUAUUAGUCUAUAAAAUUCAAGAAAUAAAUAAAAUAACAAAAAUACAUUUUAAAUAUUUAAUUUAUUUACAAUUAAAAAUAACAUAAACUGUCACCAUUUUAUUAUUUUUACUAAUUUUUAUUAUUUCAUUUACAAAUUAUAUAUUUAUUUCACUAUUAAUAUCAUAAGAUAAUCAAACCAAGAAUAAGAAACUAGAUCACCAAUGCAAAUAACCAAGAAAACGGGUCAGAAGGAGAAUAAUAAUCGAAAUGCCAAAGCCACCAAGAAGCAGGAACAUAUAUGCCUAAAGCACCGAAAUCACAAUCAGUAGCUAAAAGAUAAGAAACGCCUCACAAACUAAACAAGAAUAUACAACACGGCCAUGCAAGUGAAAAACCACAAAGAUCUAGAUAGAAGGGACCAAAGCUCCAAGAGACUAACUCCACACACCUACCUAUACAAAGGAAACAUAGAAAGAAAAGAAACAACUUGAGGGAGGGAGAAUCAAAGACAACUACCAAGAAAUCAGAAACUAAAUUUGAUACCAUAAAUAACCUUCCAAGUCCAUAUAACAUGCACGAACGAAAACAUUAUCCAAACCUCGAGUGGCAAACAUGGUGAAAGAUAGAGCCACCAGAGAUGCGAUGAAAGCUGCAAAGAGAUGCGAGAAUAGAGAGGAAAAAUGAGACGAAACGAAAUCAGCAAACUAUGAAGCCAUCCUCGAGCUAUGAAAGAGAGCAUAGAAGUUAGAACACCAAAAACUAGAUCUUGAAAACCAAGACGAGCAGAGACUAUUGACGGUAAGCCUACGUUGAGGAAUACAACAUCAAAAACGACUAAACUAUGACCCAACCACGAAGAUGCAGUUCCUAACAUCAGCUGAAAUCUAAGGAAGAAGAGGAGCAGUCAAUAUUGACUGGAAUAACCUAAUACCGUGAGAAUCAAGCGAAAAACUGAAAACUCAUAAACCCGAUCUACAACAAAUACCAUGUAAUCUCAAGGAAGAACAAGAGAAAGAUGUAAGUCUUUUUCCGGGUGAUGGUGAGAAGCACCGUACACCAGAAAGGUAACGAAAUACAUAGACGGUGAUAGCUCAAGGUCAAAAUAUAGGGAGAUGGCAAAAAACAUCUUAAAAGUUAUAAUUUUCAAAAAUAUGAAAAAAUAUAAUACAAUUUUGACGCUGAAACCGUUAAUCUUAGAAUCAACAAAGUUAUUGAAAUUCAAUAUUCUUUUACAAUGCUCAUUUCACUACUAACGAGUACUAUACACACAACAAUACAUUAUUCGAAAAAACAAACACAAAAUAUAUUAACCUAUCAUCAUUACUACAUAACACACUAAAAACACCAAAUAACGAUUUUAACAAAUAAAAACAACAACAUAAUUACAUUAUCUAAAAAACUAUGUUCUUAUCAAUAAUAAAAACAAUAUUCCGCGGACAUCCCGUGUUAACUUAUAUAUCAAAAUGAAAAAAUGGUCCAUGAUUUUUUUACUUCUUUUUUUUUCUUCACUGCAACGUUUUCUUUUCGCAGUUGUAAAUAUAUUUUUUUUAAAUAUUCACAUUUUCCACGUACUCAGUAUUCCGGUCUCGUAGAGACUUUAAUCUACUACAAAUAUAUUUGCCUCGUAAAUCAAGAACCCAAGCCUACAAAAAGUGAGUAGGGGUACUAAGGUAACUUCACGAAAUGAUAUAUAAUCUAUUUUUUUAAAGCAACAGUCAUUUUCGAGAAACAUAAAUGCGCUUAUAAAUUGGAAAGACAUAAAGAAAUAAAACAAAAUAAACAUUUGUUCUCUUCCACUGUCUUGUCUAAUGUCUGUAGAGUAAAGAGAUAGAGCCGACGUUACAGUAUCUCUCGCUUCUCUCUCACACGAGCAAGAAAACUUUCACGUUCACCGGAGAAAACUAUUACUCCUGUAAGAAAGCAAUUAAAGACCUAUUCAGAUGGAAGAUUUUAGAGCUUUUCCCUUCGCCGGGAAUCUAGACCCUCGAGCUCAAGAGUUCGUACCGGCACCACUAAACCCUAUGUCUUCACGUUUCCACUUUCCGUACACUUCUCUGCCGCCGCCGCUUCCGCCACCUCCUCCGUCGUACGGACUAUCUCCAUCGGAUCCAAGAAUGUUCACGUUCUUUAAUAUCCCACCACAUCCGAUGAUGUUUCCUCCUGCUCCUCAUCCUCCACCACCACCACCUCGUCCGUGGUUUAACGGUUUUUCAGCUGUUCAACGGCUAUCUCCGCCGUCGAACUCGCCGACGCGAUCACUUUCUCUGAUCUACGUACCGCGUGACGUCACCGAGUCUACGGUGAGACGUGACUUGGAGGUGUUCGGCGACGUGCGUGGCGUGCAGAUGGAGAGAAUCUCGGAAGGAGUCUUGACCGUCCAUUUCUACGAUCUCCGUGACGCGAAAAGAGCUGUUCGAGAGUUUUGCGGUAGACACAUGCAACACCAAGAAAGGCUCGGUAGCAGCAGUGGAGGUGGAAGCGUUUGGAGAUCACCCUCUUCAUCGGCGCGUGGGUUUGUUUCUGGUAGACCUGUGUGGGCCCACUUUGUAGUCCCGGAUACAAACGCCGUACCCGGUGGUUGUAACCAAGGAACGUUGGUGAUAUUUAACCUAGACCCUGAUGUCUCUUCCACUGCUCUCAGACAGAUUUUCCAAGUUUACGGUUCGAUCAAAGAGUUGAGAGAGACACCAUACAAGAAACAUCAAAGAUUCAUCGAGUUUUACGAUGUAAGAGAUGCAGUGAAUGCGUUUGAUCGAAUGAAUGGUGAAGAAAUUUAUGGGAAGCAAGUUGUAAUCGAAUUUAGCCGACCAGGUGGGCUUAAGAACAACUUCACGCCAUUUAGGCAACCGCAGUUACCGUUUCAGCCGCGACCAGUUUUAUUGACUCCUCCUUUGAAGCAGUCUGUUAUUCUGACCAAUGGUAAAAGCAAGAAUGUGAGCCCUAAUAAUGGAGUUGAUGUUGUUGAAGCUUCUAUGCGUUCGUUGUGUGACAUUGAUGAUGAAGCAGAAUCUGAAACAAGGAGCAAGAACGUGGCUAAGUUGGGGAGGAAAAAGCAGAUGAAGAGCAUGGAACUAAGUCAGUUUCUUAUCAGUGAAGAAGCAAUGAAUGAUCCAAGUUGCAGAGAUCCACGUACCACUUUGAUGAUAAAGAACAUACCAAACAAGUACAGUCAAAAGCUGCUGUUGAAUAUGCUGGAUAAUCACUGCAUUCACAUCAACCAAGCUAUCACCGAGGAGGAGAGGGGCGAAUACAAAGCUCAUCCUGAUCAGCCAAUUUCUUCUUAUGAUUUCGUGUAUCUCCCGAUGGAUUUCAACAACAAGUGCAAUGUUGGUUAUGGGUUUGUGAACAUGACAUCUCCGGAGGCAGCUUGGAGGCUUUACAAGGCGUUUCAUCUUCAGCGCUGGGAGAUUUUUAAUUCGCAUAAGAUUUGCCAAAUCACAUAUGCGAGAGUUCAGGGUUUGGAGGAUCUAAAGGAACACUUCAAGAGCUCAAAGUUUCCGUGCGAGGCCGAACUGUACCUUCCGGUGGUUUUUUCGCCUCCACGAGACGGGAAGCAGCUAACGGAACCUGUUUCUAUCAACAUCAACGACUGCACCGGGCUCAAUACUAUUCAUCAUCUCGAGCCUAUUGACGGUCCAGAUCACUCUGUGGGUGGGUCAUGUUGCGGUAGUGACAAUGAUAACAGUCAGGAAGAUGGAUUAUCCGGCAAUAACAUAGAUGGUGGACACAGUUUCACGGUGGUAGGAGCGACAUCUUUCUAGAAGUUGUUUGUAAUGUAAACCAUAAAUAUAUGAAGUGUAAUUAGACAAAUCAUGUUGUUUAUGUUUUAUGCGUGUUAUGUUGUCUCA